AUGAAAUUUUCUCUUCUGAAUGAAAAUGACGAAACAACAUCAGGAAACAUUAAUGGCCACAUCAUUAUGGGUUCUCCUGUUGUUGAAGAAGGACAACUUUAUAAUGAAACAGGAUUUGAUCUAUCUAUAAAUCUUGUCAAUAAUGAACAACAAACAGUAUCCGAUUCGCUUUUAUUCUAUGACAUUUUAUAUGAAAUACCUUCCGGUGUCAAUACUGAACAAGAAGUGAUUUCUUAUUGUCAAAACAGUACCAUAACAGUAAUUCGUGAAAAUAAUUUAGGUGGUGAUGAUUUGGAGUAUUAUAGACUACCUGGAACAAUGAUUUCACAUAUUUCCGGAUCACCUUUUUAUUUAAUCAUGGGAAUAGUCUACCUUAUUGUAUUGGUAUCUCUAGCCCUUUGGGUAUGUUUUUAUUGGAAAAAAUCAGACAAACAGAAAGGUAAACAAACUAAAGGAAAACCUGUUCCGGUAGAAAAUUCCAAUGAUAAUAAAAAGUAA
Messenger RNA from Trichomonas vaginalis G3, 498 nucleotides. RefSeq lists its product as uncharacterized. NCBI's taxonomy places the organism in Eukaryota, Parabasalia, Trichomonadida, Trichomonadidae. The record is from RefSeq and is a predicted model, not a curated record. The transcript has a single exon. Bases 1 to 498 code for a protein of 165 amino acids.